AUCAAGCAAAAACAUACUAGGUAGUAACAUAUCUCGGUUUGAAAAAAACAAUAAUGACGAAGCUAUUUACCCUUGUAAUAAUUUCAAGCAUAUUGUUCAAACAAGUGACCUUAAUUCUUGCAGAUGUUGGUACUGCUGCUUCUUAUGGACCUCCAUAUAUACCUACUUCUUGUGAUGGAAGUAGGAGAGAGCAGUUUCCACCAGGUAACAUAUUUGUGGCAGUGAAUGAAGGGUUAUGGGAUAAUGGUGCAGCAUGUGGAAGAAGAUAUAGAGUGAGAUGUGUGAGUGGAAUCAACAAGCCAUGCAAAGGUGGUAGUAUUGAUGUUAAAGUUGUUGAUUCUAUUACUUCUUGUACAAAGUCUUCAUGCCCCCACACUUUUCACAUGUCAACUGAAGCUUUUUCAGCAAUCUCACGUUUUCAAAAUGCGAAUAUCAAUAUUGAAUAUAUUCAGAUAUGAUGGAUAUAGGAAAUUCGACUGAGACUAUAGCUUAAAUGUUGCAGAAAUUAGUGUAAAUUAAGAAGAGUAAUGUGUAACACAAGUAUAUGGGAAUUGAAUAAAUACACGAUAUAGAUUUUAUGCAAUAUAUAAUGUUUUGAAUGUUUGCUUUUUCUCCUUUAAAAUUUAUAGCAUUUCUCAUGAUCCACAUAUUCUAAGAAGUAGCAAAUUGAUUAAUGUUUUUUCUCAAGUUUCCA
Molecule: messenger RNA, 694 nt
Organism: Vicia villosa (hairy vetch)
Lineage: Eukaryota; Viridiplantae; Streptophyta; Magnoliopsida; Fabales; Fabaceae
Product: EG45-like domain containing protein 2
Exons: 3
Coding region: 54-458 (134 amino acids)
Source: RefSeq, a predicted model, not a curated record